Molecule: messenger RNA, 2210 nt
Organism: Trachymyrmex septentrionalis
Lineage: Eukaryota; Metazoa; Arthropoda; Insecta; Hymenoptera; Formicidae
Gene: Pisd
Product: phosphatidylserine decarboxylase proenzyme, mitochondrial
Exons: 5
Coding region: 104-1369 (421 amino acids)
Biological process (GO): phosphatidylethanolamine biosynthetic process
Cellular component (GO): mitochondrion
Molecular function (GO): phosphatidylserine decarboxylase activity
Source: RefSeq, a predicted model, not a curated record
GCUGGGCUUAGCGAAGCAUACUUGUGUUUGCAACAUAUUAAUUAUAAGCAAAUGUUUGCAUCAUAUUACUUACGAACUAAAUAAUGAAUAAAAUAAUUGCAGGAUGAUUAGAAAUAAUAUACGAAGACUGAAUCUCCUUGUCAGAAAAUAUCAAUAUUGUUGUUCUUUACCGAGAGUGGCACCGAAAUGCCCAACGUGGUUUGUUAAGCGAUCUGUUUCGAAUGUCAGUGUGAGAUUUAUCAAGAAUAUCAGUCGGGGAUGGCGACUUGUCGUCCCAACUGGAGUAGGCUUCUCACUACUAGCAGUAACACAGUGGAAUUAUUUACAUCAGUAUGGAUAUCGGAUUGAUAUAGAUGAUGGGCCAGAAUUGCUGAAUGAUGUUAUGGUAACUUGCUAUUGUUGCUUGCCAUUGAGGACAACUAGUAGAAUAUGGGGCUGGCUGACGAGCAUCGAAUUGCCAGUUAGUCUUAGACCAACGUUGUAUGGAUUUUAUGCGAAUAUUUUUCACGCCGAUCUGGACGAAGUAGAGCUGGAUUUAUCUGCGUUUCCAAACCUGGUGGAAUUUUUUGUUAGAAAACUCAAGCAUAAUGCUAGACCAAUUGCUCAAAAUGCAAUGAUUUCACCUGCAGAUGGUAAGGUGCUUUAUUUUGGACCAGUGACUUCUUGCCGCGUGGAACAAGUGAAAGGAGUAACAUACGAUCUUAGACAAUUUUUGGGUGAUCAUUUCAACGAUUUCACAUUAAAUGAAAUCGCGAAAAAGACGACACAGGACGAUUAUGUAAAGUCACUUUUGAAGAAUCCAGACAAUAGAUUGUAUCAACUGAUCGUUUACUUGGCACCUGGCGAUUAUCAUCGGUUCCAUAGUUCUACCGAUAUGACCAUAAAAUUUCGACGGCACUUUCCAGGAAAGCUACUGAGCGUUAAUCCAAAGGUACUCAAAUUUAUGCCCAACUUGUUCUCGUUAAACGAACGCGUUGUGUAUGUUGGAGAAUGGGCAGGCGGCUUCAUGGCUUAUGCAGCGGUCGGAGCGACGAAUGUGGGCUCCAUACGAGUCUACUGCGACAAAGAAUUGGCAACUAAUACGGUGCACUGGCCAGAAAGCGCGCAUUGGAAGGAAGCGAGUUUAGAUAACGCGCAUAUUACCAAAGGUGAACUGUUUGGCGAAUUCAGACUCGGAUCCACGAUCGUGCUUCUGUUCGAGGCACCGCGAGACUUUCAAUUCUCCUUGCAAAUCGGUCAAACCAUUAAAGUCGGUCAGGCAUUAAAUACAUUUUCUAAUAAAAAGUCUGACAAAAAACAGCUCGGACGACAGCACCUAAUUAUGAACGUCGCACAGAAUUGGAGAGAUAUAUGGAAACCUAGAAUAUAAAAUAAAGCAAAUAAAAUUAGGAACUAAUUUUAUUGGAAAAUUAAAGAAGAUGUGUCAGCAUCUUAUACGCUCGUAUUUUUUUAUGCGAAAUUGAAUUAUAGGCGCAAUAAAAAAAAACACUAGAGUUACGAGAGUUCUAGAGACUCAGUUUUCUCGAGUAAGUAUCGAUCCUGUGAUUUUUGUACGUAAUCGUGUUCGUGCGUGAGAAAAUCAUCUCAUGCGACUUAUCUGAAAUUACAUGUUAAUACAUCUCCCGCUAAUUAUACUCGUUCGUUACUUUAAUUGCGUAAUAUCAAGCAUCACGCAAAAAAAAAAAAACAAUGGUUUAUAAUAGAUUUGACAUAGUUGAUUUAUUGUUAUGGCCGGGUAGUACUGUGCAACGCGUCUCUCCUGUGAGGCUUUACACGAUCACGAUUGAGAAACCAACGGAACUUCUUAAUGCGAGAAAACAUACUUUUCUUUCUUCGUGCGUCACCACUGAUAGAGGUCGGAUCGUAAACUGUUUUAGUUGCAUGUCAAAUCGAUCUUUGUUUGCAGUUAAGUUAGCUGGUCAAGGCCGCUAGAUGAAACACUUUCCUCAAUUAAGGCUCUAACUCCUUUUUGUUAAAGAAAGUAACAGCCACGUCGUAUAUCGCAAGUUUCUGCGCGUUACGAAGCACCGAGUUUUACUAACCACGUUAUAUUUUUAUAGCAGUAUUUUUACUAAUCCUCUAUCGUUAAUAUUAAUGUUGCUUCUGAAAAAUCUGAAUUAAAUCGGAAUAUCUUUUAUCCCAACUUGUAUCCAGCGCGCGCGAACAUGACUUCGCACUAGACCAGAUUAACUAUAAUAUGAAUAUUUAAU